This is a messenger RNA of Salvia miltiorrhiza (redroot sage), 609 nucleotides long. Its product is annotated as dirigent protein 11-like. Lineage: Eukaryota; Viridiplantae; Streptophyta; Magnoliopsida; Lamiales; Lamiaceae. The transcript has a single exon. The coding region runs from base 1 to 609 and encodes 202 amino acids. The record is from RefSeq and is a predicted model, not a curated record.
AUGGCAAAACAACCCAUUAUUGUGCUUAUUCUAACAAUCUCAUGUUUGCUGGUGUCCACGUUAGACGUGUAUGCUAGAAAGCAAGUUCCCUCCCAUGUCGGGGAGGAAGCAGCAUCCUUCCUCCGCGACGUCUGUGGAGGAAGAGAAAAGGUUAUGCAAAUCCAUGUAUACGUCCAAGACCUCCGGAUCGGGCACGAGAAUGCCACCGUGGUGGAGGUGGCGAAAGCCGCCGGUGUGACCGACAACUCUCCGUACGCCUUCGGGAGCGUCCACGUCGUGGACGACCUGAUGACGGAGGGGCCGAGCAUAAACUCCCGGAAGCUCGGGCGCGUCCAAGGGCUCACCACUAGCGCCGACCUCUCGACGUUCGGCAUCGCCAUGAACAUCAACAUAUACUUCACGGAUGGGCCGUACGCCGGCAGCUCGCUCAGCAUCCUCGGCCGGAACCAGGUGAUGGACGAGCGGCGGGAGCUGUCGGUGGUCGGCGGCACCGGCAUCUUCCGAUACGCUCGUGGCUACCUAAUCCAGACCUCCUAUUCAACGGAUGACGCGGCUCAGUACGCGGUGUUGGAAUACAACAUCUACACCACCUACGAUGCUCAAAUGUGA